This is a messenger RNA of Melitaea cinxia (Glanville fritillary), 944 nucleotides long. RefSeq names its product cuticle protein 38-like. The transcript has a single exon. NCBI's taxonomy places the organism in Eukaryota, Metazoa, Arthropoda, Insecta, Lepidoptera, Nymphalidae. The record is from RefSeq and is a predicted model, not a curated record. Bases 57 to 860 code for a protein of 267 amino acids.
CGACCGUGUACGGUUUGAAGUGAUCUAGUUCGUCAGUAACACAGACCACGUUCACAAUGCAAUCGCUGGUGGUGUUCUUUGCUCUCGCCGCUGUGGCUUGCGGUUCAAUCAUUCCCUUGGCGCAGCCUGCGCAUCACCCAGCGCUCGUGCUGGACCCACAUGGCCGCCCCCUGGAUACUGCUGAAGUUAUCAACGCUCGUGCCGUCCACCUCCAAGCUAAAGCCCUGGAACACGGACACGCUGCAUACGCUCCCCUCGCCCAUGCUGCCGUAGUGGCCGCUCCCGUCGCUCACGCCGCAGUCGUCGCCCCAGCAGUGGUCGCCGCUCCCGCCGCCGUGUCUCACCAAUCUCGUGUGGAUGUACACUCCAGCCCCGCCAUCGUCGCUCACGCUGCUCCCUUAGUAGCUGCUGCUCCAGUCCUCAGUGCGCACGCUCUUGCUGCUCCUUGGUUGGGUCACUCUGCCCACGGACUUGCCGCUCACGGACUUGCUGCUCACGGCCACUACCUCAAGAAGCGUUCCCUCGGUCACAUCGCCUACAGCGCACCAAUCAUCGCUCCAGCUGCCGUGUCUCACCAGUCCCGUGUCGACGUAGUCUCUAGCCCCGCUGCGGUCUCUCACGCCGUUGCUGCCCCAGUUCUCGCUCACGCCGUUGCUGCACCAGUGGUAGCCCACGCUAUCGCCCCUGCCGCGGUAUCUCACCAAUCUCGCGUUGAUGUGCGCACCAGCCCUGCCAUCUCCGUGGCUGCAGUUGCCCCCUUAUCCCACAGUAUCGUAGCUGCUCCUUACAUCCACUCUGCUUCUCUUCUCCACGCCGCUCCUUUGGCGCAUGGUGCCGGUCACUUAGUUCAUGGUUGGUAAAGAGCAAACCUGGCGAACUCAUAUUAAUGCAAUUAUUAAAAUAAUAAAAAAAAUAUUUAUAAAGAAUAAAAUAUUAAAUAAUAA